AUGGUGGGGAAUGUAUCUUCAAAUUUUGCUGAUAUCAUUGUGAUAGGUGAACGAAUNGAGAUNGGGUUGAAAAAUGGAAAGAUUGCAUAUGGUUCGUCAGUGGUUACAAACUCCAAAAAACCCAGUUUUAACUCAGGAAAAAGGAAAGAAGGUGAUGUGCACGCAACAUCUGCAACCCCUGUGUGGAGAGGUCAGGCUCCCACUCAUAACUACCGACCAUACUGGGGUCAACAUCCACAUGCAGCUAAUGUAUCAUUUGGCCAUCAAGCCAGGCCUCAGCAACAGCCAGGGUACUAUCAACCACAGUACAUCUCGACGAAUAAUUGGAGGGGAGGGGCAAACGUAAGUUCCAAUGUGAAUGCGGGUCGAAAUACUUAUCCAAGAAGGAAUCAGGAGAGAAGUUAUGUUAAUUUUACUCCAAUUCCUACAACUUAUACGGAAUUAUUGCCUCAGCUUAUCAAACAGGGUCUGGUUGUCAUUUGCCCCCUGAAGCCUAUGCAGCCUCCGUAUCCAAGAGGUUUUGAUGCAGAUGCAAAGUGUAGUUAUCAUGGAGGGGCCGCUGGUCAUUCCACUAAGAGAUGUUUGGCUUUCAAACAUAAAGUGCAGACCCUAAUUGAUUCUGGGUGGUUAAAGUUCCAAGAAGAUAAGCCUAGUAUUGAGGCCAAUCCUUUAGCCGGGCAUGGAAGUGCUUCGACGAAUGCUAUCGAAGUGAAAGAACAUGAAUUGGUGAGAAAUGCGAGAGAAGUUAGGAGCUCCAGGAGGUUUAUUUUGGAGACGUUGUUUAAAAUGGGUAUCUUGAAAGGCGAUUACGAUGGGAGUAUGGCAUGCGCGUUCCACCCAGAUGCUGAGCAUUCUAUUGAGGAGUGUGUCCAAUUUGAAGAAAUUUUGCAAGACUUGUUAGAUCGUGGUCUGAUGCAGGUAUGCUGCAAGAGUGAGGAGGAACAGGUAUUUGCACAAACUGGUGAUGGGUCCAGCAUGACUUUACCAGAACCAUUGGUGAUUCGUUUCACCAGGACUACCCCUAUCCCACUGACUCAGGGAAGGUCGCCUGUUGUUAUCCGUGUACCAGCCCCUUUUCCUUACAAGAAUGAAAAAGCCGUCCCCUGGAGAUAUGGGACACAUGUAGUAGACGAACCACAAAGCGUUGAUCCUUCUGUUAAAAAUAUAUCAGGCAUAGGUGGAAUGACGAGGAGUGGUCGAUUUUUCACACCACCGGAGUUGGCACGAGAAAGAGCUAGUGAUAAAGAAAUGACGAUGACUGCAAAGGCAAAAGAAUUNUUAAAAGGGAAGGGUGCACANACAGAGGAGGUCCCUGACAAGGAAGAGAAGAGGGAGGUGUCUGAAGAAGAGGCUUGUGAAUUUUUAAAAUUCAUACAACAAAGUGAAUAUAAGGUGGUGGAGCAGUUAAACCGUAUGCCUGCCCGUAUAUCCUUGUUAGACUUGCUCNUGCAUUCUGCUUCACACAGAAAGUUGUUAAUGAAGAUACUCAGUGAGGCUCACGUGGAGCAAGGUAUUUCGUUGAAUAAAUUUGAGGGUAUUGUUGGCAAUAUUGUUGCUAAUAAUUACCUCACAUUCACGGAUGAGGAAAUACCUGCUGAGGGAAGAGGGCAUAACAAGGCUCUUCACGUCUCUGUGAAAUGCCUGGAUCAUGUUAUAGCACGUGUCCUAGUGGACAAUGGCUCCUCUUUGAAUGUCAUGCCGAAAGCAACUUUGGAAAAGUUACCUUGCGAAGGAAUGUAUAUGAAGCCAAGUUCAAUGAUUGUGAGGGCGUUUGAUGGUAGCAAAAGAGAAGUGAUGGGGGAAGUGGAAUUACCAGUGCAAGUUGGCCCGUGUGUCUUCCAAAUAACAUUCCAGGUUAUGGACAUUUUGCCUGCUUAUAGUUGUCUGUUGGGGCGCCCGUGGAUCCAUUCGGCCGGAGUCGUGCCUUCUACAUUACAUCAGAAGUUAAAAUAUGUGAUGGGGGAUAAGCUGGUGAUAGUGUCGGGAGAAGAGGAUCUUCUUGUGAGUGGGCCAUCAUCCACGCGCUACAUUGAGGCAGCUGAAGAAGCUCUUGAAACAGCCUUUCAAUCGUUGGAGAUUGUGGGAAAUGCUUGUGUGGAGCCGUUUCCAGUAAAACCUCAUCUAUCUUGUGCUUCUAUUAUGAUGGCCAAGAUUAUGCUGAAGAAGGGCUAUAUAUAUGGAGAAGGUUUGGGCAAAUAUCGACAAGGGCGAGCAUUCCCUCUAGAAAUCGUUGAAAACAAGAACAGAUAUGGCUUGGGAUACAAGCCUACCAAAGAAGACAGGAAGAGGAUGAUUGAAGAAAGAAGAGAGCGCAGUCUAGCUCGUGCGGAAAGGCGAGAGCCCAGAGAGAGCAAAAUUCACAUUGGUGACAUCAAGGAAUUUUUUCGCAGUGUUGGGUGGAUCACUACUGGCCAGAUAGCAGCCGUGGAGGAUGAAGACAAGNCUCAGAGCUCGAGUUUUGUGUGGGCUUGUUCCCCUAAUACUCAACUCAGCAAUUGGGAAACACUGGAUUUACCUGUGAUGCUUAAUGAGAAUAAAAUGUAA
This is a messenger RNA of Vigna radiata var. radiata (mung bean), 2544 nucleotides long. RefSeq lists its product as uncharacterized. The coding region runs from base 1 to 2544 and encodes 847 amino acids. The record is from RefSeq and is a predicted model, not a curated record. The transcript has a single exon. Gene Ontology annotation, molecular function: nucleic acid binding. NCBI's taxonomy places the organism in Eukaryota, Viridiplantae, Streptophyta, Magnoliopsida, Fabales, Fabaceae.